Messenger RNA from Diachasmimorpha longicaudata, 3104 nucleotides. It is a transcript of the gene lft, whose product is annotated as protein limb expression 1 homolog. Gene Ontology annotation, biological process: autophagosome maturation. NCBI's taxonomy places the organism in Eukaryota, Metazoa, Arthropoda, Insecta, Hymenoptera, Braconidae. The coding region runs from base 713 to 1633 and encodes 306 amino acids. Gene Ontology annotation, cellular component: cytoplasm. The record is from RefSeq and is a predicted model, not a curated record. The transcript is spliced from 4 exons.
UAAAGACUAUUUGUGGUUAAUUAAUGAUUAUCAGUGAUGUCUAAUCCCGAUUCGAUUUCCCGCACGAAUCAACUUCAGCAACCCACCAGGUUAACCGUAGAAAAACAUGAUAUAUAAGUGCAAACUUAUGCACAUCAUUGACCUGUACUUGGGGGGGGGGAGGGACUGCACGCACCGUCGGUCAAACAGAGGGCGCUAGAUUAUUUAUUGAAAAAUAAAUGAGAAUCUAAUAAAACAUUUAAAAUGCAGUACAACUAGGGACAUGCCUCUUACAAACGAUAGAAUUAGUUCAUUUUGCGAAAAGCCAUCACCCUUCGGCUAUCUACAUACGAAUCUGUAAACUAUUAAUGUCAUCAGAUCCCUACAUUGUCGACUCCUCCCCCACCUCUCGACACUUGGAAGUUCAUCGACAUCAUUCCUCUGGUGUACGGGUCAGCGUUGAUGUCUCUCCUUUCUGUACCUUAUCUUCAACAUUGUCCUCACCAAUUCCCCUCUCUCACGCACACGUGCAUCCUCUCAUGAACCUGUGUGGGUGAGAAUGUGCCCGGUGGCACGAACGCUGUCAAAAAUUCCAAAAUCAUCAAUCACCCACUUGCCCUUCCACUCCCUCCCCCGUUCACCAGGUAUCAACGAUCAUUGAAAGGACUUCAAGAUUAACUCAACUCCAUUCUCCUAGACUUAAAUAACAGGGUAAAUGGUUGAUUGAAGUGUGAUGCAGGGCGUUAUGCCGGUGAAAACAAAAUCGAGAGUCACUGAAAAUAUGGGGGUAUCUACUGGUCUCGUUGAUGAUCGUGCUAAGCAGGUGUUGAGGGAGGCUGUUGAUGCUGUUGUCAACAGUUUUGCGAAGCAUACUCAAGGAUAUGGUCGUGUGAAUGUUGUAGAAGCUCUCCAAGAAUUUUGGCAAAUGAAGCAGAGCAGAGGCACAGAAUUGCGAAAUGGAGCCCUUGUUAUUUACGAAUCUGUACCAGGUGCAAGUCCUCCCUACGUCUGCUACGUCACCCUCCCCGGAGGUUCGUGCUUUGGAAGUUUUCAGAAUUGUCCGACAAAGGCAGAGGCCAGAAGAUCAGCCGCCAAGAUCGCACUGAUGAAUUCAGUGUUUAAUGAACAUCCUUCUAGAAAAAUUACUGAUGAUUUCAUUGAGAAGGCAGUAGCUGAGGCCAGGGCUAGUUUCAAUAAACCCGCAUCGAGUUCUAAUGGAGUUAAUGGACAAGCACAGGUGAUUCUUAAAGGAAGUGGAGACGAAAAAGAAGACCCAAACACAGGAAUCGGUGCAUUCCGCUUCAUGCUGGAGUGCAACAGAGGCAGAACGAUGCUAGAAUUCCAGGAAUUGAUGACUGUUUUUCAACUGCUUCAUUGGAAUGGCUCGCUGAAGGCUAUGAGGGAGAGACAGUGCAGCAGACAAGAAGUCGUUGCUCAUUACAGUCACCGAGCAUUGGACGACGAUAUGCGCAGUCAAAUGGCACUCGACUGGGUAGCUAGGGAACACGAGGGUGGUGGAGGUGUUGUUGCUAUGGAGUUGGGACUCGCUGAGAGAGAGCUGGAGACUGCUCGACUCGCUGGCCGCGAGUUGAGAUUUCCCAAGGAGAAAAAGGAUAUUCUUAUGCUUGCUCAUGCCCAAGUUUGCCCGCAGUAAUUUCAUCGUUCUAUUCGAUCGCAAAAAGUGAUAAAAACGCAUAAAUUCAUUAGAUUACUAAUCACGCUUAGAAAUAUUUGUGAAGAAUUUUCUAGCUUGUUUAGGGCAUCUUCAUUGAAUAUCCAACAUUCUUAAUCGUUAAUUGUAUAUAACACCAGGCAUAGCAUCGGGGGCUGCAAAUAUCCUGGAUCAUCCACUAAAUUAACUGUACUUUUGUAUUGGGCAUUGGCAGCAUAAUUUGUCUGUGAAGUUGAUGAACGUAUGCCUAACUUGUCCAAGUGAUAUUUUCAGCAGCAUGUUUAUGCUAUUUUUAAUAUUUUUUCUGAUAUCGUCCCUGAUUUUCGAGGAGAUUCUAGUAAUUAGGUAAUUAUUAUAAAUGCAAAAAAAAAUAGAGCAAAGCCUAUAUUAUUAAUGAAUUUUACUUCUCUGGCAUUUGUUUAUCCAACGUAAACGUGAGAAGAAAUUAAAUUAAAUUUGUACUAUUACAGUCUUCUUCAGGGAAGACAUUGAAGAAAUUUAAAAGUCCCGGGAUUCGGUGGUCAUGACUUUGAAAGUCCUGUUUCCCCGCCAUUAGUAACCCUGUUGGGAAGUGAUGGAAUGUAAUGAACUGAAGUAGAUAUUCUCCGUUAAAAAUUUUGUGUUUACGUCAAAAGUAAGUCAUUCUAUGAGAUAAUCUCAUUCGCCUUAUUCUCCUGGAAGCCCUUCAUAUCGAGAACUGUACCAUUGGUCUAGAUGUGGGAAUGAAUUUCUUCUGUUUCAUUAUAUCCCAGCCCUUCAUCAUCGAAUUUCUCGAUUAUCUUCUAGUAAUUAAGAAUCUUAGAUGUUAGCCAAAAUCAAGAUAUGGAAUAUUGUAAAUGAAGCUUUCAACUGUAAUCAAAACAUCCACGCAACAAGCGAUAAGUUGAUUGAGGACAAAGUUUAUUUCAGAUUUAUGUUUAAUCUCUCGGAAGGAAAUACCUGUUUUACUGCAAUUUUUUUGACAACAAAAAUGGUCUCCCGGUGCUGUCAAUGUACUCAUUAAAUUAUUAGGUAUUUAAAAAAAAUCACGAUGAAAGUUUCCAUUAAACGGGAACCGAACUCAGUUAUUUGAUUGUAUACCACGCUUGGAAACAAAAAGGCCCCGUCCGUGAGGGGUUAAAAGAUGUAAAAAAACAAUGAAUUCACUCCCCUCGCGAUGGCUAUGUGAUAAAUGUCUAGUGUAAUAUCAUUCUUCCAGUUAACGUAUUAUUCUACUGCCAAACGUAAUCGCACGUGAUAAAUACUAUGUAUAUUAUUUUUCGAUGGACCAAUUAAUGAUUGAAUUGAUUUCCAGACCAGAAAAAAAGGGACAGAAAAGCGAAAAUUGUCCCAUUAAAUAAGAGAAUAUCUGCGUAACUGUAAUUCGAAUGAGUUCGACUAUAAAAUAGACUAUAGUUUAUAACAUUUUUUAUGGUUAAAUAUUUUAUUAUUAAACAUUAACAAUUUACCGCAA